AUGCCUAAAUCUUGCAAAGUUCGAGAAGAACGUAUAAAUGAAGCCGCUGAAUACGCUCGUUGCAAUAAAAAUCUCUCUAUCGCAAAAGUCGCGCGAGAUUUCGAUGUUCCCUACCGUACACUCCACGGACGCGUUUCCGAGAAUCGAUCGCCUCGUACUGCUCGAAUCCCACAAAAUAAAACGCUCAAUGAGUAUCAGGAGGAAGCCUUGAAGCGGUGGAUCAUUCGUAUGAAUGAUCUUUAUCUUCCUAUCACGAUAUCGAUGGUUGAAGAGAUGGCAAAUCGGACCUUGCAGCGUACGGGAUCGGAUCAACGCGUCUCUACAACAUGGGCCUAUCGCUUCAACCAGAGGCUUCCUGAUCAUCUCAAAUUGGAGAAGGUGGCUCAAAAACCGAAGGAAAAGAAGCGAUUGGAUGCCGAAGAUGUUGGACUGCUUCAAUUCUGGUACAAUCAGCUCUCCAACGUGCUUAAGGGCCUUCCCGCGCGCCUCGUAUACAAUUUCGAUGAAUGCGGUUUUCAACCAGGCAAAGGAAAGCGUCAAAACGUCCUGACUAGGAAAGAAAGAGUUCGUGAUCUUACAGAAUCUGAGCAUUCUGAAAAUAUUACAGCUCUUGAAUGCAUCUCUGCAGACGGCUGGAUCAUGAAGCCGCUUUUUAUCUUCAAAGGCAAGAAGUUUAUGGAAAGCUGGUAUCACGAGGAUCUGCCUGACCUCUAUACUGCAGUAUCAGAAAAAGGCUAUAUCAACGAUAAACUCGCGCUUGAAUGGCUUCGCUUAUUUCACGAGGAAACCAUGGAUCGUAUAAAAAAAGGAGAAAAACGCGUGAUUAUCUUUGACGGUCAUACUUCGCAUAAAACAGUUGAAUUUCUUCAACUCUGCGAGACCUACGAAAUUAUUCCUUUCUGUUUUUUAUCUUAUACAACGCAGAUCUGCCAACCUCUUGAUGGGACCCCUUUUCUUGCAUAUAAACAGAAAUUCAAAAAGAACAAUAAUGAGAUAUUUCAGUGGACCGGGAAGCCCGGAGAUAAAGCAACUUUUUUGAAGGAUAUCGUGGCCGCGCGCGCGGAAACCUUCAAGCAACGGCGUAUACGAGAAUCCUUUAAAGAACGCGGAAUCUUCCCUCCAAAUGGAUCGUCAAUCAUUGAAGCGCUUGAAGAUACUCUACCGCCGAUUCCGUUGAUAUCAGCGCCUGAUCUUCGGCCGUAUGGAGAGACUACGCCUCCUCCGAAUCCUGUCUCUUCAGGCGUAUUUUAA
Messenger RNA from Aspergillus affinis, 1251 nucleotides. RefSeq lists its product as uncharacterized. The record is from RefSeq and is a predicted model, not a curated record. The transcript has a single exon. Gene Ontology annotation, molecular function: DNA binding. NCBI's taxonomy places the organism in Eukaryota, Fungi, Ascomycota, Eurotiomycetes, Eurotiales, Aspergillaceae. Gene Ontology annotation, cellular component: nucleus. Bases 1 to 1251 code for a protein of 416 amino acids.